UUCAGGAGAUUUGUCCUUUCCCCCUGCAGCGAGUGCCCUGUGUGCCACAGGAGCUGGGGACACGUGCCCAGGAGCAGUCGAGGAAUCCAGAAAAAUUCCAGGAAUCCACACGAGAACGAGGCUGCUCUGCAGUGGGAAGGACUCCGCGCUGCUGCCCGGAGCUGAUGGCAGACAAUGUCCACCACUAACAACAUAGCGCAGGCCCGCAAGCUGGUGGAGCAGCUCCGCAUCGAGGCCGGGAUCGAGAGGAUCAAGGUCUCCAAAGCAUCCUCGGAGCUGAUGAAUUACUGUGAGCAGCAUGCUCGGAAUGACCCGCUGCUGGUGGGAGUUCCUGCUUCUGAGAAUCCCUUUAAGGACAAAAAACCCUGCAUCAUCCUAUAGCUGCGGAUCCCUCGGGAAGGGAAUCCCCAUCCAGCCUCUGGAUCCAGGCUCCUCCACACCUCCACCUGCACCCAGGGGUAAAAACUCAACGCUGGCUUCAAACAGAACUUAAAAAUCCCGAGAAAAACAAAAAAAAGCCCGAAAAAAAUCCCCCAAAAAACACCCCAAAACCAUCCUGAAAACGUAAAUUUGGAAGUGGGGGUUUUUAGGGAAGGGGCGGCUGCUUCAUGGGGAGGAAAGUGGGAUUAGGGAUUGGAAUCAGGAUUUUAAAAUUUACCCAGGGUUGAGGGAGGAAAGGAAGGAGGGGGGGAUUUUUUAAUUGGGAUAUUUGGAUUUGGGAAAGGGGUGGUGGAGGAGGAGGUGGGGGGGUCAUUCCCAGUGGGAUGUGAGAGCUGGACCUGGAUCCAAUCAGAGCCAAAUCAGCAGGAAUUUCCUCUGGAGAAGGGGUGAGGUGGGAAUAAUUUUGUAGAAAAUCAGUACAAAAAAAAAA
Molecule: messenger RNA, 871 nt
Organism: Passer montanus (Eurasian tree sparrow)
Lineage: Eukaryota; Metazoa; Chordata; Aves; Passeriformes; Passeridae
Gene: GNG7
Product: G protein subunit gamma 7
Exons: 4
Coding region: 175-381 (68 amino acids)
Biological process (GO): G protein-coupled receptor signaling pathway
Cellular component (GO): heterotrimeric G-protein complex
Molecular function (GO): G-protein beta-subunit binding
Source: RefSeq, a predicted model, not a curated record